This is a messenger RNA of Knipowitschia caucasica, 1134 nucleotides long. The record is from the annotation of a GenBank genome assembly. Lineage: Eukaryota; Metazoa; Chordata; Actinopteri; Gobiiformes; Gobiidae.
AUGUGUAAGAAGCCGUGUGUCCUGCGGAGUCCUCUGUGGAGCUUUGGAGGUUGGAAGCAGAUCUCUGAGGAACGGUGUCUUGUUUUCCUUGUUGUGACUCACCGCAGCGUCACACCUGAUCGCACUCUGCUGCUGCUGUGCUCGGAGCUGCAGGAAUCCCCUAGAGCUGCGGUCCAGGUUAGUCCUCUCCCUCCUCCUCCUAUGAGAACGAAGCCGGUCUGUGGAGAUGUGUGCGGGGAGGCAGAGAGGGAGGGUGCACUGGAGGCUGAGCCAGGAGGGAAGGGGUGUGCCGAUAUAAGAAGCCCUCACAGGAGACAUGCGAUCAGUUGUUCAAAACCUUUAGGGUACGGAUACGGACUCAACAGUAUCUUUCCGGCGCAUUUCCUGGCUCUGCCUUUGCACUUCACAGGCUCAAGAAAUCAGUCCGUGGUUUGGCCCUCAAGAGUGAUGAGGAGCCCCGUGUGGAGCCUGUUUGUGCUGACCCUGGGUUGUGUGUCCAGCCCUGUGAAGGCUGACUGCCAAGGGGAGUGUGUGGCCUGUGGGAUCCUUCUACAGGAGCAGCAGAUGGAGCAAGCCUUUAACACUAUGGUGUGCUUGUUGGAGUGCGAGGGGCACGUGUCGUCCUCGCUCACGUGGGAGGUGUGUAAACGCACCGUCCCUCUGUCCCAGCAGACGGCCUUCUCCAACGCCGCGCUGCUGUUCAAGAGGACGGGUGAAGAACUGACGCCCCGGGACCUAGGCACGGACCGAGAGGGGCUGGAGUACGACUCUGCGCUGGCGAUGGGGUCCUCUGAGGAGCGGGAGAGCAGAGCCGUGGAGGAGGAUGAUGACAUCGACAGCCCGCUGGCACCCGAUGAAGAGGACAGCGCUUCAAGGGCGGUAUCCAAGCGCUUCGGGGGCUUCCAGAGGGGUCGCCACGGAUACAGGAGAAUCUUCAGCGCCCCCGUGAGGCCGCUGCAGAAACGAUAUGGGGGCUUCAUUGGCGUGAGGAAGUCUGCGCGUAAAUGGAACAGUCAGAAGCGCGUGAACCAGCUCCUGCGGCAGUACCUGGGCAUGAGGAGCAGCCGCAGCGGGCGCCCCGUCACCCGAGUGUGGAGGGAAGAGGACGCCCUGCAGUCUGUCCCUCUGCUGUAA